Molecule: messenger RNA, 1143 nt
Organism: Scaptodrosophila lebanonensis
Lineage: Eukaryota; Metazoa; Arthropoda; Insecta; Diptera; Drosophilidae
Gene: Or59a
Product: odorant receptor 59a
Exons: 2
Coding region: 1-1143 (380 amino acids)
Biological process (GO): detection of chemical stimulus involved in sensory perception of smell; sensory perception of smell
Cellular component (GO): plasma membrane
Molecular function (GO): olfactory receptor activity; odorant binding
Source: RefSeq, a predicted model, not a curated record
AUGAGUGAGAGUAUUAACAGUCUGAACUUCUUCAGAAGCCAUUCAUUUCUAUGGAAGUUUCUGGGUGCAUCGCACAAACAAACUAAAUGGCGCAUUCCCUAUCUGGCAUUCACCAUUCCAUUGAAUAUUCUAUUUACGUUGGGAUAUCCUUUUCACCUGGGCAUGGCGGUUUUUCGUAAUGGCAACAUGUUGGAUGACAUCAACAAUUUUACUACCUUUGUCACCUGUGGUGCCUGUUCCAUCAAGUUCGCAUUCUAUAUCUUCAAUUAUGACAAGGUUGCUAAAAUGGAGAAACUCCUACAGCUUCUGGAUACUCGUGUGACCGGUGAAAAGGAGCAUGAAAUCUACAAUAGGGUUAAAACGCAGUUGCGCAUGAUCUUAGUUAUCUUUGUGUCUAUUUACGGGCCAAUUGCACUUUUGGCCGAACUCACCUUUUUGACUCAGGAGGAGCGAGGAUUAAUUUAUCCGGCCUGGUUCCCAUUUGACUGGCGUAACUCAACACGCAAUUAUUAUAUUGCCAAUAUGUAUCAAAUCGUGGGAGUAAGCUAUCAACUACAACAGAACUACUUGAAUGACUGUUAUCCGGCAGUUAUGCUCUGCUUAAUUACGGCCCACAUCCGGAUGUUAAGCAUUCGUAUCGAGCACUUGGGCACGGACAAGAAGAUUUCUGAAGAUGCUUCCGAACAGGAGCUUGAAGCUUGCAUAACCGAUCACAAAAAUUUGUUGGAGCUGUUCAAAUCUAUCGAGUCCUUCAUGUCGCUCCCUAUGUUCGUUCAAUUCACUGUGACUGCGCUAAAUGUUUGCAUAAGCAUAGCGGCUCUGCUCUUCUUCGUCACGGAACCGAUGGCAGUCACAUAUUUCUUUUUCUACAUGUUGGCCAUGCCUUUGCAAAUCUUUCCAUCCUGCUAUUUCGGCACGGAAACCGAGUAUUGGUUCGAUCAGCUCCACUAUGGUGCUUUCAGUUGCAAUUGGAUCACACAACGGCGCAGCUUUAAGAAGAAGAUGAUGCUAUUUGUGGAAGGCACACUCAGGAAGAAAACGGCCAAGGCGGGUGGAAUGUUGCGCAUCCAUGUAGACACCUUCUUCUCAACUCUAAGAUUUGCAUACUCUCUGUUCACCAUCAUUUUGCGAAUGAGAAAAUGA